AUUGAUUUUGCAUAAGCAUCUAAAGAAAAGGUGUGAAAAUUAAAACUUCUAAAGGUAUGCUUUACAAUAGUCUAAAAGAGGUUUUCUGCUUUCCUAAAACUUAUUUUUGAAUAAUGUUCUAAUAUUCUUUGAUGUAAUGUCUCAUAAGUAAUUAGGUUUACUACAAUAACACUCUGAGGGCACCAAGUCAUUGCACCUGGCCCUGGGGACUGAAAUUUUGAUUUCUCGAAAAUACAUAGGUAUAUCGAGCAAGUCAGGCGUUGGCCUGUCUCCGGCGCCGCCCCGGUGACGGUGGCGACGCCUGGGGUCAGCUACGCUCACAGCAGGGGGCGGGGCCGCCAGUCAUCGGCCGGACUGUGUUCCCGGCGGCGCCAGACACUCCUCAAGGUCGCCAGCAUUAACCGACGAACUAUUGACUGAGCUGGAGCGUGACACACCGCGCCCCGCGGUCCCAACCACGCGCUGAGGAACAUGGAGGUCACUGAGAGAGUCGCUAACCCCGCCAAAUACCGGGUGCACCUUCACAUUCACCUGGAUGGCGCCAUACGUCACUCGACCAUCUGGGAGCUGAGCAGACAGAAGAAUUUACCGCUGCCUGGAAAUGGAAGCCUGAGGGAGCUCGAAGAGACUAUGAAAAUUCGCUCGCCAGUGGACUUGGCAAACUACCUAGCCAGAUUCAAAUGGAUCUGCCCAGCAGUCAUGGGUGACCUAGCCGCGAUCGAGCGCGUGGCGUUCGAGUUUGUCGAGGACGAGGCUGGUAGCGCGGUGCUGUACACGGAGCCGCGGUUCAGCCCGCACCUGCUGGUGGGCGCCGGCGGCCAGGUGACGGCCCGCCAGGUGACGGAGGCGGUGCUGCGCGGCCUGGCGCGCGGUCAGCAACAGUUCGGCGUCACCGCCCGCCUCCUGCUCUGCUGCGUUCGUGGGUUUUCCGAAUACUACGACGACGUCUUGGAGAUGUGCACUGAGUUCCGGGACAAGGGAGUGGUCGGAAUGGACAUUUCGGGAGACGAGGCAACCGCCACGACCGAAGACGGCGACAUGCACAGUUCUGAGCAGCUACUGCAGAGGGAGAUUGCACUGUUCCAGGAGGCGGCCCGCCGCGGGAUCCACCGCACCGUGCAUUCAGGGGAGGCGGGCCCCGCCUACAUGGUGCAAAUAGCGCUCGAUAAGAUGCACGCCGAGCGGAUCGGUCACGGCUACCACGUGCUGGAGGAUGAGGAGCUGUAUAGACGCUGUAUCAAGGAGCGCGUCCACUUCGAGUGCUGCCCCUCCUCCAGCCACCUGACGGGCUCGGUACCGCUCACACAGACCAAACACCCUGUUCAAAGAUUCUACGAAGACGGCGUCAGUUUCUCGGUGAACGUGGACGACCCGACCGUGAUCCAGGGGAAUAUGGAUAGCGAGUAUUCGCUGAUGCGCCGAAUGGGCUUCAACGAGGCCAUGUUUGCUACCAUGAACUUCAAUGCGGCCAAAGCAUGUUUCCUGCCCGAGAAUGAGAAGAAAGAGCUUUUGAAGAAGAUUUGUAAGGCAUUUGGAUUCCCUGAAACGUACUGAAGAGCGGUUGCACUCGCACCAGAGGCACGUGAAUGGCUCAUGAAUCCGUAAAUCGAUUCAACAUUGCUCAUGAAACGAAUAAAUGACGGCUAUGUCAGGCUAUGUAUGAUGAUUCGUGAUGAUUCAACGUUGUGUGUCUACAUCCAGUCAUUAUCAAACUAAGCCGGUCAAACAUGAUUUUGAUUGAAAUACACCUGUCAAAAACAA
Molecule: messenger RNA, 1761 nt
Organism: Amphibalanus amphitrite
Lineage: Eukaryota; Metazoa; Arthropoda; Thecostraca; Balanomorpha; Balanidae
Product: adenosine deaminase-like
Exons: 9
Coding region: 472-1554 (360 amino acids)
Biological process (GO): negative regulation of adenosine receptor signaling pathway; adenosine catabolic process; inosine biosynthetic process
Cellular component (GO): cytosol; external side of plasma membrane
Molecular function (GO): adenosine deaminase activity
Source: RefSeq, a predicted model, not a curated record